Molecule: messenger RNA, 2003 nt
Organism: Conger conger (European conger)
Lineage: Eukaryota; Metazoa; Chordata; Actinopteri; Anguilliformes; Congridae
Gene: slc25a15b
Product: solute carrier family 25 member 15b
Exons: 7
Coding region: 198-1112 (304 amino acids)
Biological process (GO): mitochondrial L-ornithine transmembrane transport
Molecular function (GO): L-ornithine transmembrane transporter activity
Source: RefSeq, a predicted model, not a curated record
GCGGCGGCCAAAGGAUGCCAACGUAGUCAUCAUAGAGAAGGUUACUAUAGCAUCGCCGGAAUAACUAUCGUUUUUUAUCGCUUUAAUAAUGAGUUGGGGGGACGUAUCCUACGCUGCCUUCUGUAGUUAAGAUUUCAAGAAGGGGAGUUGGAAGUUACCCAGAAUUCCACAGGAGGACAUUCCUGACCCCCACGACCAUGGCUCCGCACCCCGUAGUGCAGGCUGUGAUCGACCUCUCUGCUGGAGCCAUAGGAGGCACGGCCUGCGUGUUCAGUGGUCAGCCCCUGGACACCGCCAAGGUGAAAAUGCAGACCUUUCCCUCACUGUACAGGGGUUUCGUGGACUGCUUCCUGACUACAUACAGGCAGGCGGGUCUGCGGGGUCUGUACCAGGGCACCACGCCGGCACUGAUGGCCAACAUUGCUGAAAACUCUGUGCUGUUCAUGAGCUACGGCUUCUGUCAGGAGGUGGUGCGCAUGGUGUAUGGGGUAUCUGGCGGAGCUGCACUCAGUGACAUGCAGAAGGCGUGUGCAGGGUCAGUGGCAUCCAUCUUCUCUUCCCUGGUGCUGUGCCCCACAGAGUUGGUCAAGUGCCGUCUACAGGCCAUGCAUGAAAUGGAGUCAUCAGGCAAGAUCACUACUGGGCAGAAGAAUACACUGUGGUCAGUGAUGCGUUCGGUGAUGCGGAAUGAGGGAGUACUGGGUUUCUUCCAGGGUCUCACCACCACCAUUGCCCGGGAGGUGCCUGGGUACUUCUGCUUCUUCGGGGGCUAUGAGCUGAGCCGCUCCGCCUUUGCAGAGUACAUGAGCAAGAGCAAGGAUGACAUAGGUGUGGUCCCAAUUAUGUUCAGCGGAGGGUUUGGGGGUGCAUGCCUCUGGCUGGUGGUGUACCCCAUGGACUGUGUCAAGUCCCGGAUCCAGGUUCUCUCCAUGGCGGGACAGCAGGCAGGCUUCUUCAGGACCUUCAUGCGCAUCUUGCAAACGGAAGGUGUGAAAGUGCUGUACUCAGGCCUUACCCCCACCAUGAUCCGGACCUUCCCGGCCAAUGGCGCUCUGUUCCUGGCCUACGAGGCCAGUCGCAAGAUGAUGAUGCAACAGUUUGAGGACAGCUGAUCUCUCUCUUCCUCCUUCUUCCCUACUGGCCCAGGACAUACUUUCAGAACAACUCAUUUUAACUAAUUUAUUUAUCAUCCUUUUGUAUUUUUCAUUUCUUUCAUUUCUUUGUGGAUGUUUGUUAAUGGAUUUAGGAGUCUGGGACCAUCUACUCCUCUCAGUUAAAAUGAAACGGAUGAUUUCAUUACAACUGAUGUGCCUUGCUUCAUGCAAGGUUUGUAGUAAUAUUGUGUUUUCUGUAUGGACAGAAUUACAGGUACAAUAUUUUUAUUCUCGGAUUACCCUAAACUUUACAGAUUGCCACAACCAUUUCUCAAAUUGAAGUAGUUGAGGUUUGUAAAUAUUGCUGUGGUGAAAUCUGAGUUUCACCCUUCCACAAAGCUAAACAUGAGCUCAUUCUGCUCCAUUUCAAUAUGCAGUAGUUUUGUGAAGAGGCUGACUAAUAUUUUUUUAACUUUUUUUUAAAUUACUUGUUUAGUUUUGUAAAACACUUUGCUCAAAGCAAUUGUGCAGUUGAUUGAAUAUUCAGAAUUAUGGAGUGCCACAUUGAUAUUCUUAUUGCUCUUAUUGCUAACAUUUGCCCUAUCGAAUUUUCUCAUUGUCACCAUUUUCUUAAAUUCAACAUCAACCUAUUUUUGAGUUGUGUGGCUAUUUCUGUUGGAAUAAUAUAUAUUAAAUGUGAGUAUUGGGUAACACUUUAUUUUGAGUGUCCAGUGUUGAGCUUGAUAUAAACUGGAUAUUAGUUCAGUGUUAAUGUAAAGUAACAACUCAUUCUGAGAUCCUGUUGAUAGUUAACAUACACUCCAAAAUGUUUAGCAACCUUCAUAAAUAUGGAAGUAAUAUGCUGUAAACUAAAAUAAGACUGGUAUUGACAUAAACUUUAUUUUCCAA